Messenger RNA from Aspergillus steynii IBT 23096, 714 nucleotides. RefSeq names its product NADHX epimerase. The record is from RefSeq and is a predicted model, not a curated record. The coding region runs from base 1 to 714 and encodes 237 amino acids. Gene Ontology annotation, cellular component: mitochondrion. The transcript is spliced from 5 exons. Gene Ontology annotation, molecular function: NAD(P)HX epimerase activity. NCBI's taxonomy places the organism in Eukaryota, Fungi, Ascomycota, Eurotiomycetes, Eurotiales, Aspergillaceae.
AUGUCGUUGAAGGCUAUUUCCUCCAAGGAUGCCGCGUCCCUCGACAAGGACCUCAUGGAAAUCGGCGGAUGGUCACUGGAUCAAUUGAUGGAAUUGGCUGGUCUGUCCGUCUCACAAGCGGUCUACCGCAUGCAUCCGCCAACGUCCGGGAAGAAUAUCCUUGUUGUCUGCGGACCAGGAAAUAACGGCGGCGAUGGCCUCGUUGCAGCUCGCCAUCUCGCCCAGUACGGCUACACUCCAUCCAUCUACUAUCCCAAACAGGGAAAGAAUGAAUUAUACCAGCGUCUCAAAACGCAACUCACCAACCUCUCGGUCCCCUUCGUCGACGACCUCCCCGUGGCCAUCAAAUCCGCCGACUUCCUCGUCGACGCCAUCUUCGGGUUCUCGUUCGGCGGACCCCUCCGCGAGCCCUUCCCCACCGUGAUCUCGCAGAUCGAGUCGUCCACGAUCCCCGUGCUGAGCGUCGACGCGCCCAGCUCGUGGGACGUCGAGAGCGGGCCGCCAAAGCAGGGCCCCGGGUCGAAGUUCAUGCCCGAGGCGCUGAUCAGUCUGACGGCGCCGAAGCCGUGCGUGAAGUAUUACCACGGGCGACACUUUCUGGGCGGCAGGUUCUUGACCAAGAGUAUUACGGACAAGUAUGAUCUGGAUCUACCGGUGUAUCCGGGCAUUGACCAGAUCGUGGAGGUGGGGGUUAGUGGGGAGGGGAGGCUUUAA